Messenger RNA from Mus caroli (Ryukyu mouse), 9861 nucleotides. RefSeq names its product prolyl 3-hydroxylase 2 (gene P3h2). The record is from RefSeq and is a predicted model, not a curated record. Gene Ontology annotation, biological process: collagen metabolic process. NCBI's taxonomy places the organism in Eukaryota, Metazoa, Chordata, Mammalia, Rodentia, Muridae. Gene Ontology annotation, cellular component: endoplasmic reticulum. Gene Ontology annotation, molecular function: protein binding; iron ion binding; L-ascorbic acid binding.
AACUGCCAGAGGCAGAACUUAAUGUACAGCUCCACUUUCCUCCAGCGGUCUGAACAGGAAACUCGGGUUAUUUAUCGUUCUUGCCCAGUCUUCACAUUCAACACAGGAACACAUCCACACUUAGGCAUAGGAGAAAGCAAGAGGGAGGAGACCGUGCCCUACAGGAGGGCGGGAAGCUUCUAUUUUUGUGGGGCAGAGCUAGGUUCAUCCUCUGCUUAUUCUUAGCUGUAUAAACUUAGGCAAACCCCUUUCUCCUCAAACCUACUCAACUGGCCAGGGGCCCUCCUCCCCUUCUCUAGCGCUUUUCGGGCAGCCUGAAAUGCCCCUUCAUGUUGCAUUUAAGAGUAAAGGACUGCGAAGAGCAAGUCCACAUAGAUUCCAGAAAACGACUGUGGGCCUCACUUCCCCAAGUGCUGAAGAUAAAGCAACACGAUCGUCUUCUGCCAUCCACAAGGGACCCCGCACGCAAAACUCGUCCCCCGGGGUCGGCCUCUCGCGACUGCGCUAGCUCUCAGGCAGCUGGAGCGCGGCUCGCGGAGGCUCGGGGGCAGGAGGAGCGUGUGAGCUGGAGGCGUCCCUUUAAGAGCGGCCAGCCGGGCGAGCCUCCGCCUCCAGGACCGUAGCGCUGCCGGCCGUCACCUGGGGCUGUCGCGCAGCGGGAUCACGGCAGGAUCGGCGCGCUAGCCCUCGGAGUUGGAGCGGGGCUCGAACGUGAGUUGCGGCGGGGCAGGCAAGAAGCGCGACGAUCUCCCUCCACGGGUCCGGCGGAGGAUGCGGGAGAGCACGUGGGUGUCGCUGCUGUUGCUGCUACUGCUGCCCACACCGCAGCGGGGCGGCCCCCAGGACGGUCGCCGGUCCCCGGAGCCGGAGCCCGAGCGCGGCCCGCUGCAGCCCUUCGACCUGCUCUACGCCAGCGGCGUGGCUGCCUACUACAGCGGCGACUACGAGCGAGCGGUGCGGGACCUGGAAGCCGCCCUGAGCAGUCACCGGCGCCUACGGGACAUCCGCACGCGCUGCGCCCGCCACUGCGCGGCGCGCCGCCCGCUCGCGCCCCCCGGCGCCGGCCCCGGAGCCGAGCUGCCCUUCUUCCGCGCGGUGCUGGAGCGGGCGCGCUGCUCCCGCAGCUGCCAGAGCCAGCGCCUGGGCGGCCCCGCGUCCCGCCACCGCGUCAGCGAGGACGUGCGCAGCGACUUCCAGCGCAGAGUUCCCUACAACUACCUGCAGAGGGCCUACAUCAAGCUCAACCAGCUGGAAAAGGCCAUGGAAGCAGCUCACACGUUCUUCAUGGCCAACCCCGAGCACAUGGAAAUGCAGCAGGACCUAGAGGACUAUAAAGCUACAGCACAAGUGGAAGCCCCCCUGCUAGACCGCGAAGCCAAGCCACACCUGGAAAGCUAUAAUGCUGGAGUUAAACAUUAUGAGGCUGAUGACUUUGAAACCGCAAUCAAGUACUUUGAACAAGCUUUAAGAGAGUAUUUCAAUGAAGAUAUGGAGUGCCGUGCUCUAUGUGAGGGGCCUCAGAGAUUUGAGGAAUAUGAGUACUUAGGGUAUAAAGGUGGCCUUUACGAGGCAAUCGCAGAUCACUACAUGCAGGUUCUGGUCUGUCAGCAUGAAUGUGUGAGGGAACUCGCCACCCGCCCAGGCCGCCUCUCACCAAUCGAGAACUUUCUUCCCUUGCAUUAUGACUACCUCCAGUUUGCCUACUACAGAGUUGGUGAAUAUGUGAAAGCCUUGGAGUGUGCCAAAGCCUACCUGAUGUUCCAUCCAGACAAUGAGGAUGUCCUGGACAAUGUAGACUUCUAUGAGAGUCUGCUGGAUGACAGCACGGAUCCAGCAUCCAUUGAGGCCCGAGAGGAUUUAACAGCAUUUGUCAAACGUCAUAAACUUGAAGCUGAACUGAUCAAGUUAGCUGCAGAGGGCCUGGGAUUUUCAUAUGCUGAACCGAAUUACUGGAUCAGCUAUGGAGGACGGCAGGAUGAAAACCGAGUCCCUUCAGGAGUGAAUAUGGAUGGGGCAGAAGUUCAUGGAUUGUCAAUGGGAAAGAAGUCACCGCCCAAGAUAGGUCAAGACCUAAGAGAAGGUGGCCCUCUGCUCUACGAGAACAUCACCUUCGUCUACAACUCCGAACAGCUGAACGGGACUCAACGGGUUCUUCUCGAUAAUGUCCUGUCGCAAGAGCAGUGUCGGGAGCUGCACAGUGUGGCCAGUGGAAUCAUGCUGGUUGGUGAUGGAUACCGAGGGAAAACGUCACCCCACACACCCAAUGAGAAGUUUGAAGGAGCAACUGUUUUGAAAGCACUCAAAUUUGGUUAUGAAGGCCGGGUGCCACUGAAAAGUGCAAGACUGUUCUAUGACAUCAGCGAGAAGGCUCGGAAAAUUGUGGAAUCCUAUUUCAUGCUGAACUCAACCCUGUAUUUUUCCUAUACACACAUGGUCUGCAGAACAGCCCUGUCUGGGCAGCAGGAUCGAAGAAAUGACCUCAGUCACCCCAUUCAUGCAGACAACUGCCUGCUGGAUCCAGAAGCCAAUGAAUGCUGGAAGGAGCCUCCCGCUUACACCUUUCGGGACUACAGUGCUCUCCUGUAUAUGAAUGACGACUUUGAAGGAGGGGAAUUCAUCUUCACAGAAAUGGAUGCUAAAACUGUGACUGCCUCUAUAAAACCAAAGUGUGGCCGAAUGAUCAGCUUCUCGUCUGGCGGGGAGAACCCUCAUGGGGUGAAGGCGGUCACCAGAGGCCAGCGCUGUGCUGUGGCACUAUGGUUUACACUGGACCCUCUUUACCGAGAACUGGAGCGGAUACAGGCAGAUGAAGUGAUUGCCAUCUUGGAUCAAGAACAGAGCGGGAAGCAUGGAAUGAAUAUUAACCCCAAAGAUGAGCUAUAGAAAAGAGAGUGCUCUAUUGAAUAUUUAUUUAAAUAGAUAAUCUUAUGAGAACCUUUUUAUUUUUGUACAGAGCUGUAGUAUAAAUUAACAGGAUAUUAAGAGUCGUUAGAUUUCCCUGUUCCCAACUUUGCUUGAUUUGCUUUCUUCUGGUCUUAAUUGAUUUGCUUCAGUUCAUCAUUCAGAGCCCAGUCACACCCUCGAGUACACACCACACUGAGUCACAAUACCCACACUCUCCAUGUCACACCAGUAAACAUACAACAGAAAUACACUACCGAAGUGCACACAGGCCACUUACACAUGGCACAAACUCCCAAAUAUGCCACACAUACAUAAGACAAACAUAAGCAUACCCAAACACAUACCACCCAGAUACACAAACACUACAUUGCGCGCGCGCGCGCACACACACACACACACACACACACACACACACACAUACACAUACACAGUUACUUUGCUGCAUAUUCAGAAUCUCAACAUGAUCAGCCUGCACUUAGCACCCUACAGCUAGAGUGUGCCCGAGUCUAAAGAUAGGAUGUGAAUUGGUCUCAGGCUUCUAUGGUUUGCUGCCUUUCCCCCAUCACCUUUCAUGGCACUGUUGGCUGAGAGUUCAGACUCUUCACAGCAAGCUUGCCUCGUGUCUAGGAGCUUCCAGGACACAUUCUGCCUAGCCCCAAGAAUCACAGAGAACAGCAUCUUUCAGGCUUGAGGAAGCCACCACUGGAAUAAGGACUAUGGCACGGGGUCCCCUUGGGUAGAAUGUUAGGACUGGUGUUUUCAAAUGAAGUUCUGAUUCCCCUCCACAGUGCUCUGUAAAGGGGGACACCUAAACAGGCACACAGAGGUUCCAGCAGUGUAAGUUCACCCCAGUGGUGAUGGAAGAAUGAAUGCCUUUAAUUGCCCUGCCCUAGGCACUAUUGCUUCUGGAGAGGGGCUCCUGCUGGUAUAAAUUCAGAGCUGUUUCUCACAGGCUGCACCUCAAUGGCUUCUGUUGGACAGCCUCCUCUUCCUGCUGCUGUCAGCUCACAGAGGCAUGCUGUGUGUGAAGUGUUUAAUAAAGGGAUCCUUGUUACAGCACUUGUCUUCUGAUGCACACCCUAUUUUAUCUUCCAAUGAUGCUUUUGUAACUAUCUGGGACAACCCAGGAACAAUGGACCAUGACAACUCUGCCAGCAGACAGUGGUCUGCAAGAAAGUGGGUAACUUGCUUUGGAGGGAACAAGACUGGCUAGCAAGCUGGAGUGUUAAUUCAGAGAACUCAAAGACUUCGGGGUUCACUGCAAAGGCUCUGCUCUCAGACCACACCCACUGUUGCAAUGUGCUCCAGUAAAGGGGAGGUUCACUUUCUGCCACUUGUGAUCUGGAUAGGGCUUAGAAGACUUUGCUCGAUGGAACGGAGAAAUUCAACUACAGUGCUGUGUGUUGUUGGCCUACUACUGCCAAACCAGAAUUCUGGAUGCAUCUCUGCCAUAGAAGACUGGGCAAAGCUCUCAAUUCCCGGGUGACCUAAAGCAACUAACUCCCUUCCUCUUUCUGGACUCCAGUUCGUCUUCUGAAAAUGGUGUCAUUCAUUAUAAUUGUUUCCAAAACCCUAUGCCUUCCUCAAGAUUCAAACUGAACACAAACCAACAGCAAGACUAAUAUUAGAAAUAUUAAAAAAUACAAGCAAAUUUAUUUUUCUGCUAACAUCUGAGAGUGGCAAGUGACGUCACUACAGGUGUAUAUGGCUGUGAAACUUUUACCCCGACUUUACGGUUGACAGUUCGUGAUAUGUGGAGCAGUUAAUUUGUUUGUUCUCCUCUGCAAAGCACUUGCUGGCACAAAAACUCCAUGAUAGACAGAUCUGGGCAAGGAUCUAAUUUCUGUUUUCUGGUUACAAGACAUCAACAAAGAAAUCAGACCUUGGCUCUGCACAGUUCUUGUUUCCUGGGUGCGCUCGUGCCCUGGGAGAGGCAGCAGCUUCAGCACAGAAUGUGCCAUCCAGCCUGUAGAAAGUGGGUAAGCGCCUCAGUAGAUGCCGCCACUGUUGUGUGCGAUCCCAUCGUGUGUCACGCUGACAGCAGGGAGUGGUUGUUCCCGUUCUGCUGGUUGGCCAUGCUGCUUUACACCUGGAACAUCGAAGAUCUACUAAAGCAUUCAUUUUUUUUUAAUCUGCUCCACAUCAAACCAUGCAUAAUUUCAUUCAAAUAUUUAGGGAGUGCCAUCAGAUGACUUAGGAAAGCCAAACUCAGAAAUUAGAGUCUAUAUGUUAAAUAGUCCUGUUUGCAAAUAAGUGGAAAAUCCCAUUCGAAUAUUUGUAGUUAUAAGGGCUGAAGAAAGCCAAAGAAAUUACAAUCCAGUUCCCUCUUUAACUUUGGGCAAAAACUGAGGCUCCGACAUGAUGCUGUGAUGACCGAGUUAGAGCAGACAGGAGUAGAACUGAAGCCAGAGCUGUUGGAAUAUGGGAUACAAGAAUGCCUUGCCUGUGAGGCUGAAAUCUAGAUGCAGGGCUCCCUCUACCUAGAGAAUUCGUACGUUUAUCUCUUUGGCCAAAGAUGGAACUUGCCUCUCUCAUCCAUGCCACUGCAGGUCUAGAUCCUUCCACCAGGGCCACCUUUUCCCUUGUUUACACACAUGGACCCUAUGCUCACAGCAGAGUAAAUAACAAAGUCCUACUUUUUUUUUUAAUCACUUAAGGACCAUUUGUCCCUUCCUUUUUCAAAGUUCUAUAUUUCAAAGGCUGGUUUUCAUCAUCAUAAUACUGUAUUGAACAGAUAUAACACUAAACAUGCUCAUUCCUGGGGAAUGCAUACAUGUUCUAAGCCCAUUUAACAAUGCCCAUUUAACAGUGGAAGACAAAGAGAGCCAUGAACACUGUAAUGACUGCCUGUAGACAUUUUCCUUGACUUAAGAGCAUGGAGCCAGAGGAAGAAGCAAGAUCUUACCAGAGAAAAGCAAAACACUCUGAGAACUGUUGCUCUCUACGCCAUCUGCCCAGGCCUAACUAAUUUGCUAACAGGAAAGGUUUGAUUUUCUAGAAUCACAUAAACUCCUUUUCUUUUCCAACUAACAGCUGUGGGACAGCAUGCAUCUCCUUCUGUUCCAUGAGAUACAUCGGACACAAGUCCCUAAUUCAACUUGCUUCCAGUUCCUUCAUGAGACAUACCUAGUGCCCAGCAACCCCCAUGACAGGUAUAGAGAUCAUGAGGGAAUCAUGGAUGGUGUCUUUUUGCUGCCCCUCAAAGGUAGAGAUUGUCUUUGACUUAAACUUAGCGUGGACUGACCUAGGACAGUGUGACCUGGGAUGUGAAGUACCUUUCUGUAUAGCCUGCCUCUCAGCUGACAAGGACCUCUCCGUUUUCCUGGCUUUUCAUCAUUCACACAUAAGUAACAUUUCUUUGGCAUGUACUCAGCUGAAGAGGAGCCACGGAAUGAGUCAGUUCCAUUUAAUAAUUUAUACCUAUGAAUUUUAAUUGAAGUACAAAUGCUGAAUUAUUUCACAGAAGACAGCCACAGGGAACAACUCCCUCAAUGACGUCAAGGAAGGAGUAAUGGGGCCACCUCAGCAGCUCCUCAUGCCAAAGCAUUAAGUAUCCGGAGGAAGCUGAGAUUGUUGAAGCUGGAAAGUGGGGAAAGGGAGACAGAUCCCACACACUGAACUCUUGGGGGAAAAGAGGAGCCAUUUGGCAAAAAUUCCAAACUACAAGACCCUGGGUUUCUCCCACCUAUCACCAAGAAGCCUGUGGAAUGACGUUACCCUCCCACAUGGUCCCAGCAGCCCACCCACAAAUCUUCUGCUCCCUGACAAUUUGAUGUUUUCAAUUGGAGACACAGGGUCUGGUUUGUUUUUACCUGGUUAAUAGCUUUGGAUGCAUAGAGACAAGUCAUGUCAACCACCUUUGAGCUCACUGCUGGGCUGGAACAGUGGCUUUGUCAGACUGUCAAAGUCUCUGUUGCCUCCUCCUCCUCCUCCUCCUCCUCCUCCUCCUCCUCCCUACAGAACACAAUGCUUGCUGUGCCCACUACUGUCCUGACCUCUGAGAGCCAACAAUGACAAACUUGGAACAAUCUGAUCAUUGAUCCUGUUCUUCAGUACAAUGGAUGGCAGAGGCCAUGUGAAUGCUUGAUCCUGGUCUGCUAUACAAUGGAUGGCAGAGGCCAUGUGAAUGCUUGAUCCUGGUCUGCUAUACAAUGGAUGGCAGAGGCCAUGUGAAUGCUUGAUCUUGGUCUUCUGUACAAUGGAUGCCAGAGGCCAUGGGAAGUGCUUGAAUUAGUGAAUCAUCUCUGGCUUCAGAAAUCUUAUUAAGAAGCCAUAAUGCAAUAGCUGAAGAUUAUAUUCCCGCUCCUCUCCACGUUCCUGAAAUGAGGCUAGGGAGGGGGGAUGUGAUUGGCUGCUCAUUCACUGUAAAACAUACCUUUUUCUGGCCAGGGUAGCUGUGUAUCUGAAGGAGGCAGAAAUCAGGAGAGGAAAAUGGCCUGCUUCUCUUUCCUCCAUAGGACAAUAAAAGAGCAUCCAGGAGAAAGGUUGGGAGCUAUGUCUGCUCAUUUCCCCUGUCACUUGCUCACCACCCCCUCUGUCCUAGGUAAAUAAGAAUGACCCUUUUCCAUCAGGGUUUCCACUUCAACCUCAAACUGGAUAUUAGUCUUAUUUAUAUAUGGAAACCCUUCCUUAGGCUCUUCUUCUCUGACUUGAAUGCCUUCCCCUAUGAAGGCAGGUCCCUGACAUAAGUCUCAGGAGUCCUAUAGACCUUAGUUAAAGCCUUCCCCUUUCCAGAUUCAUGUUUUCACCCUUGAGUUACAUCUGGUGGUGGGUGGGGUAGAAGCAGGGACCGGGCAAGAAUUAAUGGCCGUGUCUCAUCUUUUUCCACUCACUAACCAUAUAUCCCAUUGUUUCAAAGACUUAUAAUCACAGUUGGCAUUUAUAACUCAUUUUAUGGUCUUGAAGCACUUGGCAUUCAUAUAUAAGUACAUAAUUAUGAGGGAUGUUUAAUACGAUCUUUAUUUUGUAGAUAGGAGGAAAGAGGCAGUCUUGGGGAAGAAGAUUGAACAAAGCUUUUGAUCAUUACUGAGUUUGUUUCUCAGAUAGUCUUGAGUGGCUACGUAAAGGCCAUGAGUAUACUGAGAAUGAAUGGAGGGACUCAGAAUAAAGUGAAGGAAAACCGAGGUCAAUGAAUUGGCAACAUAAAAUAAAUAGUGUAAUGCAUGAGUUAUGCCAGAUGUAGGAAGGAAUGGCCAGAUGAAUUCAGAGAAGGAGGAGGUCGGGAUGGUGAACAGGUUACAGAGGUGACAGCUGAACUGGUUGUUGAAUGCCCUGUCCUGAUUAAUUCUAGCAGAUGGGGCCCCGAACUCUCCCUGCACCAAGUCCCCAUGUGUGAAGUCCUAGGCGUCAAUGGGCCAGCUCCUGGAAGUCUAAAACACUGAGCCUUUGAGAGUUCAUAUUGAAGUUGUUGUUAGGGGUUAGGGUGAAAUAGGAUCUGUACUGCAGAUUGCCUUAGGAAAAAGACUUUAAUGAGUGCUGUGAAAAUCCAAAUAAAUACCAGGUAAGGAGGAAGUUUUAUUUCAUUCCCUGGCAAGAGAGUUAUUAUUUAAGUGGGUGGAGUGGCGCCCUGAGGGAGCGUGCUUCCUAUCCAAGAGGAGAGGAGAAGCUGCAGUCAGAAGUGGCUCAGAGAGGCCCUCACACAGCCAGAGCCCACGGCCUCACCUGCAGUGUUUCCUCUGCCUAGGAACCCAGGGAUCUUUCUGCCCCACACACCUUCGGGACAGUCUACUCACACAACCCCUUGCCCUUUCACAGCAGAGUCAGGAAGACAUUCUAGCCAUGAAGCAUGAUGUCUGAAAAGCUGAAAGCCUCUCGUAAGCUCAGAGGGUCAGGGCCGUGUGUGCGGUGUUAAAAGACAUCCUUCCCGGUAAUAUACAGAUAACAGGGUUUCAGAGUCCUUAGGAAACACUAGGAGAAAAUUAUCUUCAACAGGAGUUAAUGGAGCCAACUUCCCUUCUUUAAAACCAAAUGGUCAAAUAUUACACAACUUGUGUCCAAUCGCACUGUUUCUUCUCUCUGCCUGUUUUUUGGUCUGUUCACAUUCGCAAGUGCCUUUGAAGGUCUUAGGCAACAGUAUUCCUUAGAUUUUGAAGAAAUCACAGAGUGCCCGAGGCUCAGAAACUGACUUCAAGGCUUCUGGUCACCGGGACAAUGUUUUGGUUUCUCAUCAUCUCCAGUGUUAUUUAGCAACAUCUACUAAGCACACCCCUGCUUUCCCAUCCUAUUUUUAAAGCUCAGAGUUUCAGGGUAUGUUUUUCUUGUGAGAUAAUAUGAAGAUGAAUUAGUUAUAUUUCUUUGAAGUUAAUGUUGGUAAUUAAAUAACAACUGUAUUUCCCACCCCCCUCUAUGUAUUCAACAUCCACGACAUCACAUCUUUUUUAUACACUUUGCUUCUGAGCAGUCUUAAAAUAAUUUACUCUUCAGCUCUGUAUCAAGAGCUACCAUGCAAGGUUCCUUUGACUAGAGAGUGUAGAUUCCUGGGACAAUAUUCUUCUUUCUUGCUUCCUUUAAAAUGGACUACUGUGUUUUUCCUAACAGUCAGGUACAGCAGGUUAGUACUCUAUAUAAGAGAAAAAGAAACCUGAGGAAGGUAAAAUCUGACUGAAGUCAGUUCCCAGAGAAGCACAGACUGGAUGUGUUGUAGUUCUGACAGUUUUAAGCUACUGGGAUAAUUAGGAGGCAGGGGAGUGACCCAGAGUUAUUUGACCUUAGGCCUCACCCACUUCUACAUACGCCUGUAGAAAUCCUUAAAGGGUGACUCCUCCCAAGAUGGCGGCUGCCCUGGCUUGGAGCCUCAGUCUGAAAGCACUCUGUUCAGACAUGCUCUGGUUUCCUCACAGAGCACUCCCAGCCCUCUCUGAACUUCCAGGCCGCAGGCCUGAGUACAGGGUACAGAUUUUUCCUUCCAGACAUUUGGCUUGUGAGUGAAGUUUUUUGUCUUGAAGGGUAAUAAAAGCA